AUGAGUGAUGACGAUUCGAAUCAAGUUAUUCUUGCAAUCACAAAAGUUGGAUGCAUGAUUGCUUUUUUUAUGUUAAUUCUUAUAGUAGGGAGUCUCCCAAUAAGACUCAAAGCAUUCAAAUCAAAUAAGGUACAAAUAAAUCAUGAAAAGCUCAGAAACUUUUAGCAUAUAUGGGAGCAUUUUCUGGAGGUCUAUUUCUUGCAGUAGGUUUAGUUCAUUUGUUACCAGAGGCAGCAGAUAAUUUUGAAUAGUCUUUUGAUGAUGAUGAAGAACAUUUUCCAUUCGCUUAUGCAAUAUCAAUAUUAAGUUUUGCACUAAUACUUUUUAUUGAAAAAAUAAUAACAGAUCAUCAUCAUAAUCAUGGACAUGAUGAAGAACAUCACCAUCAUGAUAGCAAUUCAAAAAAUACAUAGGUUUAAGAUUAAAAUCAACUUUUUGUGAAUGGAAGUGUAGAUACAGAAGCACUUUUAGAAAAAAAGAAUACUGAAGAUACAUUUAAGGAUGCUCUAAAUACAUAGGUAUUAAAAUUCUUAAAUUUGUUAGUUAAUUGUAGCAAAGAAAGCAUCAUUUGUAUAAAUGGUGAAAAAAUCAAUAGCAUAAGAUCCAAAAAAUUCAAUGGUUUAUUAGGAUGUAAAUACUUGGGCCCCUUACAUCUUAUAGAUUGCAAUUGGCAUACAUGCUGUUUUUGAAGGAUUAUCAAUAGGUAUACAGGAAGAGGUUUCUUUGUGUAUAGGUAUAGCAUUAGUAGUUUGUUGUCAUAAAUGGGUAAUCAACAAUAUGAUUAUAGGCUGAAGGAAUGACAUUGGGUCUUGCCUUUAGAAAAGCAGGAGUUAAUAAGACUACUUCUACCUACAUGAUAUUGAUUUAAUCUAUAAUGAAUCCAAUUGGAAUAGGAAUUGGAUGGAUUAUGGCAGAUAAAGGGCCAUUGUAUACUGGCAUAUUUGUAUCAAUAUCAGUAGGGACAUUUAUUUACAUAUCUACAAUGGAGACAUUGACUGAGGAAUUUUCAAUUGCUUAAUAUAAAUGGGAAAAGUACAUAAUCUUUUUGGUUGCCAUAGCAUUUGUAUCAAGUUUAUGGUUUAUAGAAUAAGCAGUUGGUGGAGAUUGA
This is a messenger RNA of Paramecium pentaurelia, 1108 nucleotides long. The record is from the annotation of a GenBank genome assembly. Lineage: Eukaryota; Ciliophora; Oligohymenophorea; Peniculida; Parameciidae.